CAUUGUGCAAGGAAUUCAGAGUUUCACCUUCGCCAUAUUCGCCAUGAUGCAGCCACCUUUGUCCUCACAGGCAUCGCAAAGUGAGGCAAAGUUACUGAAGAUGCUGCAGCAGAGAAGGGCUGCAAAAUCUCAGGCAACAACACCAAGCAAUCUUUCUACAAGUUCCAGAGACAGCCUGACAUUCUCCACAAGCAAGAGGUAUCGAAUAAACACAAGCUUGCCACGUUUGCCCCACUUCCUGGGGUCUGCAGAACCCACUGGUGUCAGUGCUGCAUUCCUGGUCUCAUUUUUGGUUCAUUGUAGAAGCAAAGUAGAACAGCCCACUACUCGUGCUGCUGCUAUGCUGCGAGAGAAUGGCGGUGUACCAAUCGCAACACUCUGUGGUCGUGUACCGCACCGUGAUGAAAAUCAUCCACUGGAUCCAAUGGACCCAAUGGAUCCAAUGGAUCCUGGAGAUUCCAAUCGCCAUCCACUGACCGGUGGCCCCAUUCGUGGUCCAAGUCGCUUUCACGUGGCGCACGCCUGGGACGCGGACUUCGAGGCCCUGGUGGAUUGCUUGGUGAAGGAUGCCGGGGCGGAGCUGGAUCGGCGCUACAAUCUGGACAUCUUCGGGGAAGAUGUGGAAUGUCCAGAAAGAUCAUCUCAAAGAUCAGUGACUGGUGUGGCUGAUUCGCCCAUUGAAUCUCUCCAAGCCACAGUUGCAGCAGUGCAAGAAGUCGUGCUCAUCCUGGACAAAGAUGCUCUUUGCUUUUCUCGGCUUUGGGUUUUGACGGAGGCCAUGAUGGCUGUUCGCAGCAACAAGCUGCGGAUUUCUUCCACGGCUUCCCUAGGAAGCACUGAAAUGGACAUUCAAACCUGGGAGGAAAGAAUUGAUGGAAUCGACUGGUCCCUUGCCACAUCUUCGCGAAAGAAUGAUGAGAGACGACUGCGGAAGUUCGCAGAGAGGGUUUGGGAUAUGAAUGGAAUUGGCACGGAUAGGCUACUUGCUCAGCUCAAAGUCGCCUUGAGAAAGUACAUCUACGGUCAAAUUCUGGUGAAGGCCGUGGAACAUGGGGACCGGCGUGCAGUUGAAGCUGCGCUGGAGCGAGGAGCAUCUCCAGAGCAACGUGACGCGGAUGGCAACACCCUGGAGGAUUUGGCAUCCUUUUACAACCAGCAGGAUAUUGAGGAAAUGCUGUUCGAGAGGCGGAUGCAGCGAAUGACGCAUCAGCCGCUGUCAAUGUUCUUCACAGCAGAUGAUCUCAUGGAAAACUGUUCUGCGGCGGAUCCCCAUGUCCUGCUGCCAUUCAUGACGCCCGUCGAGCCCCGAAGAGAAGAUGGACUUGCUGAGGAUGCUGAAGAAGAACGACUUUGGCAAUUCCUGGCAGGUUUGGAGCCUUCUGAGAAGCUUCCAAACAAAAAACCUCUGCGGCGGAACCGGCAUGAUCAAAAGCCACAGAGUGCUGAGAGCAUGCUGCUCCGCUCCAAAGAAAGUGGUGUGCCACCCAGACACCUGGAGAUGGAUCGAAAUGAAAUGACCAGGCUCAACACGCUGGAGAAAGGAAGCAUUGUGCUCAGGGGGGUGCAUGUUUCUGCCUCAGCCAACCUGCCCGGCUUGCCGGGUGAAGCUUGGAUUCCCUUUCGGCUGAUCUCAAGGUCAGCCCUUUGUGGAAAGCUUCCACACCUGCUCCACGGACGGGCUUUGGCCAGCCAGGCGAAGCAGUCCGAUGCCCGAAGCCUUUUUGCGAAGCUCCAAGUCCUGUCCAGGCAGAGCUCUCCUAGCAAGGAUGAAGCCGCAGCAGUGUGUGGUACUUUGGCUCGACGGCUCAAAACAGAGAUAGCUACGUUUACGGCCACAGAGGCCCACCAGCUUUCAGUAGUUUUGGCUCAGUUCGGCCUGCGAAAUACCUUGAUCCUUGACACCCUUGCUUCUCAUGCCCUUCGAGGGAUGGUGUCGUACUCCCCCUAUCUUUUAUGUGGACUGGCAAAUUCCUUCGCGCGGAAUCGCUAUUUGCACCGGCCACUGAUGGAUGCAAUUGCAAUUCAUGUCGCCAACGCCUCUGACACACUGUCCCCUGUGGACAUCGCAGUGUUGGUAUAUGGCUACGCAGAGUUGGCGUACAAUCCGCGGAACAACCUUUUGGAGGUGUGCGCCGAGCGCCUCCAGAAGACUUACCUAGAGGUUGGAGCUCCCAACUGCGCUAGCAUCAUGAAUUCCUAUGCUCGGCUGUCUGAAUGCAAUCCCGCUGUAUUUCAUUGCCUCUCUAGGGCAAUCGUCCAUGCUCAGCCGGAGACGUUUGAAGUGCACAACAUAAGUAUCAUCAUGAAUUCUUAUGCCAAGUGCGCGGUCCGGAAGAGCCAGACGAUGCAUCUUCUUGGUGACUAUCUCGUUGACAGGGUGGACGAGCUGAGUCCACAGAAUGUCUCCAACGUGGUCCAUGCCUUCUCAAGGCUCAGCUGUUAUAACCUCCCACUCUUCCAGAACCUCGUCAAAAGGGUGGCGUCAGAAGAUCUGACCGCCUACAAACUCUAUGAACUCGGUGUUCUUUGCCACAACUUGGCAAAACUGAAAUCUGGAGGGGAAAAGGUCUACAGCGCUAUGUUUGGCGAGCUGGCAAAGCGUCCAGCAGAGGUAUGGGAACCAAAAGCUGUUGCUCAGGUGCUGGACGCAAUGAGAAGGCGACAAAUGUUCAGCCACCCUGGCCUUCUGGUGCUGCUUUUCCAGCGUUUUUUCAGCACCCUGCCAAGCUACUCCGUCCAUUCCUUGACACAAGCAUCCUGGUGCUUGGUGGAGCUGGAUGCACUGGACUGCGCAGAAGAGCUGCAUCAAGAGUUGCCUCCUGAUGAAGCUCCCCAAGGCUUUCCGCAAGGGAGAUACGCCAUGCGAAGAGUCUUUGAGCGGCUGCAGGAGCUGGAUUCCCAAGAGCCAUUUACUCCAACACAGCGCUGUCAUGUGCAGACACUGAUCCGAGCAUAUCGUUAUCGCCAUGAGUUGGACCAUGGUUUGCUACCUCCAAAGGUGAAAUCGUUCUGCAAAGCCCAGUUCGAUGUAUCGAGCUCUGUGGUUUCAGCUGUAGCGCGGGCAUAG
Cladocopium goreaui is the source of this 3067-nucleotide messenger RNA. The record is from the annotation of a GenBank genome assembly. Lineage: Eukaryota; Dinophyceae; Suessiales; Symbiodiniaceae.